Cavia porcellus (domestic guinea pig) is the source of this 156-nucleotide messenger RNA. RefSeq names its product large ribosomal subunit protein eL39-like. Gene Ontology annotation, molecular function: structural constituent of ribosome. Gene Ontology annotation, cellular component: ribosome; cytosolic large ribosomal subunit. The record is from RefSeq and is a predicted model, not a curated record. Bases 1 to 156 code for a protein of 51 amino acids. Lineage: Eukaryota; Metazoa; Chordata; Mammalia; Rodentia; Caviidae. The transcript has a single exon. Gene Ontology annotation, biological process: translation.
AUGAUUUCUCACAAGACUUUCAGAAUCAAACAAUUCCUGAUGAAGAAGCAAAAGCAGAAUCAUUCCAUUCCUCAAUGGAUACAGAUGAAGACUGGGUAUAAAAUUAAGUACAACUCAAAGAGGAGACACUGGAGGAGGACCAAGCAAGGACUGUAA